UUCGCUGUUAGACACCGCGCGAACGUCAGCGGGUUUUGGAUGCAGAUAUUCAUGGAUUUAAGAAGAGAUACAGUCUUAUUUUGUUGGUAGAAGUUCACCAACAUGUCCUACAACAGUUGCACGACGUCUCAUCACUGAAGAGGAACUGCAAGGCGGUAUUUCGUGAGGCGGAAUCCCCUGAUGCUAAUCCACCGCUAGCCUCCAACAAGCUAGCCUCCAACAAACUCCAUCAGUUUUUUUUCUCCAACGAACAAAGUCGAGCUGUCCACGAAUAAACCCAACUGUGAACCAACUUUAAUAGACUUUUCUCGGAGCCACGCCAACAACAUGCAGAAGAAACGCCGUGUUGUUUUUGGUCCGUGAACGCAACACAAGAAUCAAUCGGAGAAACUCGGUCACCGAUUCACCGUCCACGGCACCGAAUUUCAGAAGAAAUCGAAAAGGGAGACCUGUCCUGUGCUGGAGCAAUUUAUUUGUCACAUUGCCAAGACAGGACAAACACUGAUCCCCUGGUUACACUUUAAGGCGUACUUCAUGUUUAGAUUGGAGAAAGUGAUGGACGACUUCCACGCUUCUUCCCUGAAGCCAGAAGUUCAAGAUAAUCCAAACAUGGAACAUGUUUCAUUCGCAGAAAUGAAGAGAAGGAUACUCAACAUGGUGGAAGGCUACAGUGGAAUACCUUUCACUAUUCAGCGUCUGUGUGAACUGCUCAUUGACCCAAAGCAACACUACACAGUAACAGACAAGUUUCUCAGGGGCAUUGAGAAGAAUGUAAUGGUGGUCAGCUGUGUCGGCCCCUCUGCAGAGAAAAAUGGAAGCGUAAGCCGAGCGAAAGGAGUUUUAUUACCAGGCAAUACACCCUUUUAUACAUACAACCGAGCCGUGGCUGCCUCAGAAUUACUGAGACUACCAAAUAGGACCAAAUUGUCACUUUCAACGUCCUUCAAGGGGCUGCCAGAUUGUUCGGCCUAUAAAGGGAUCGAGCAAAGACCCGAGGAAAUAGCUCUGCAAGAUAACGGCAGGGAUUCAAAGCUGAAUGAAAUCAUUUUGAAUAAAGGAAUGAAGAGCAAACACCAUGAGGAGGAGGAGGAAGACGACUGUGAACCCAGCAAAAACAAGAGAGUUCGGCUUGAUGAAAAAGAGUCUGACAUUUCCAGAAAUGAGGAUAAAGAUGUGUCGUCCUGCUGCGAGUCAUCAGAAAGUCCUGAUUCUUCCAAGGAUUCAGAACUCACAGAAACCAGCCUGGAUUUCUCGGCUCUUCAUCAUGACAAGGUGGAGUCUGCAGCGUCAGAAAAGAGCAUGAAUUCUGAGGAGGAUUCUGAAAUGCUUUUGAAAGACACGCAUGCUCCAGUUUUAUCCAGUUCCUUCAUUUCAACAAAAGAGGGCGCUGCUGACAGAUCAAGUGAGCGUAUUUGAGACACUUCAACAUCACCAUCAUGGACUCAACCCACAAGUGCCGCACUUUUUAGCAGGUUUGGAUAUCAAGCAUCGUGAUUCACCUUCAGAGUUGUGAGGAAUUUGAAGUGAAGUAAAUUAAGUUAUGUAUUUAAAUGUUUUUUUGCUUCUACUUUUUUUUUGAAAAACGGUUUUGUACGCUUGUCAUACACAUCCACCUGCACAUAUUUGUAUUAUUAUUAUUGUAUUAAGUAUUUUUCGAACGCAACCAAAGUUACUGUGACAUUUCUAGUAGACGGUAAAACGUUUCAUUAUUUUAACUGAUUUUGUUGUUUUCAUAUCAGUGUUCCUUGGGCCUGGGCUUACUGCUAGUUUUUUUUUUUUUUUACCACUAAAGCAAGUUAAAAAUGACCUUUCUUACUCCCAUCAGCACUUUCCAAUGCUCCAAAUCUUUGGUUGUCUUUACCCCACUGUUACAGACUAUGCAAAAUCCUGCGAGGACAUUUUCACUUCCAAAAGAUACUCAUUUUCAGCGGUGUGAUCUGUAUGUAAAGGAAUUGUUGAGUCAUAUGAGCAAGCACCUAACCUUUUCUUAAACCCUCUCAGGGUGGAUUAAUAAUCUCUCGACUGUCAGCAGGUAUCUGAGAAGCAGCUACAUGUAAACAAAAGCUUCCAUUGUGAUAGGAUUGCUGAUAUUCGUAAUAUCAGCAACAUUAAGCUGAAUAUCAUUUUAAUAUUUGAAGGAGUUCAUUUGCUAUUUAAAACCAUUUGUUGAAACACCUGUUUUGUUAUUAAACCAUUGUGAGAACACUUCCUGUUAUCGAUCAUAAUCACUAUGUCCAACUGCUUUUAUAAUGUCAAGUGUAUGAUGCCCAAAGAUUCAUGUUCAUUUCAUGGCCACAGUUGCUUUCUUGAAGAGUUGUUG
Molecule: messenger RNA, 2320 nt
Organism: Synchiropus splendidus (mandarinfish)
Lineage: Eukaryota; Metazoa; Chordata; Actinopteri; Syngnathiformes; Callionymidae
Product: serine/threonine-protein phosphatase 4 regulatory subunit 2-like
Exons: 9
Coding region: 535-1416 (293 amino acids)
Biological process (GO): protein dephosphorylation
Cellular component (GO): cytoplasm; nucleus; protein phosphatase 4 complex
Molecular function (GO): protein phosphatase regulator activity
Source: RefSeq, a predicted model, not a curated record